AUGGUAGGUAGUGUAAAGGAAGUUACUCCGGACUUUAAGAAUGCGGACUUGAUUCGCAAAGGUGCUUACGUUAAUGGUAAGUGGAUCGAAAACGCAGCUGAGACGUUUGAGGUAACGGAUCCUGCUACUUUGAAGGUGAUUGCUACUUUGCCUGAUCAGCCUUUGGAAGCGGUUUACGAGGCAAUUGAUGCUGCAGAGACGUCGUUCCGUUCUUACAAGAAGACUGGACCAAGACAAAGAGCUCAAUUGUUGCGGAAAUUGUACGACUUGAUGAUGGAGAACGUGGAUGACUUGGCCAGAAUCAUAACCUGGGAAAACGGCAAGGCUUUCGCAGAGGCCCAAGGUGAGGUGAAGUACGCAGCGUCGUAUUUCGAAUGGUACGCUGAAGAAGCAGUAAGGAUGUACGGUACGACAAUCCAGCCAAGCAACACGGCAAACAGAGCAAUGACAGUGCGGCAACCAGUUGGGGUGUGUGGUAUUAUUUGCCCAUGGAACUUCCCCAGUGCUAUGAUCACCAGAAAAGCAGGUGCGGCUUUAGCGGCAGGUUGUACCGUGGUUAUCAAACCGGACGCACAAACACCGCUAUCUGCGUUGGCAAUGGCUCGUCUUGUUGAACAAGCCGGCUUCCCAGCAGGUGCUUUCAAUGUGGUUUUGACCGCUACAAGAACACCUGAGUUUGGUCUCGCCCUUUGUGAAUCUAGCAAAGUGAAGAAAGUUUCCUUCACAGGGUCCACCAACGUUGGUAAAAUAUUGAUGAAACAGAGUGCCUCCACCAUGAAGAAGCUUUCCUUUGAGCUAGGUGGUAACGCUCCAGUCAUCGUUUUUGAAGACGCAGACUUGGAACAGGCUGUUACUCAAACCAUGUUGUCGAAAUUCAGAGGUCUAGGCCAAACUUGCGUGUGUGCUAACAGAAUUUAUGUGCAACGUUCAGUUAUCGACAAGUUUGCCGAAAGCCUAGCAGAAAAAGUCAAUGCGUUUGUCAUUGGCCAUGGGUUGGACCCUAAGACAACUCACGGUUGUCUAAUCAACGAGAACGCCAUCAAGAAGGUCGAAGAUCACGUCAAGGACGCUUUAGAAAAGGGCGCUAAGACUGUUGUCGCUGGUGGCCGUAGAACCGACUUGGGCCCACAUUUCUAUGCGCCAACAGUCCUUUCCUAUGUUCCUGCUACAGCAAAGGUUAACAAAGAGGAAACUUUUGGUCCUCUUUGUGCAUUGAUUCCAUUCGACACUGCUGAAGAAGUUGUAGGAUAUGCAAACGAUACAGAAUUGGGAUUGGCAUCCUACGUUUUCUCCCAAAACAUCAACACCAUUUACACCGUCGCAGAGGCCUUGGAAACUGGUAUGGUUUCAUGUAACACUGGUUUGUUCACUGAUUGCGCCAUUCCAUUUGGUGGUGUUAAGGAGUCAGGUUUCGGAAGAGAAGGUUCCUUGCAUGGUAUCGAGGACUACACCGUUAUCAAGACGAUCACUAUUGGAAACCUACCAUCUCCAUUAUAA
This is a messenger RNA of Kluyveromyces marxianus DMKU3-1042, 1497 nucleotides long. It is a transcript of the gene UGA2, whose product is annotated as succinate-semialdehyde dehydrogenase (NAD(P)(+)). Gene Ontology annotation, biological process: GABA catabolic process. The transcript has a single exon. Gene Ontology annotation, molecular function: succinate-semialdehyde dehydrogenase (NAD+) activity. Lineage: Eukaryota; Fungi; Ascomycota; Saccharomycetes; Saccharomycetales; Saccharomycetaceae. The coding region runs from base 1 to 1497 and encodes 498 amino acids. The record is from RefSeq and is a predicted model, not a curated record.